Mytilinidion resinicola is the source of this 1277-nucleotide messenger RNA. RefSeq lists its product as uncharacterized. The record is from RefSeq and is a predicted model, not a curated record. Gene Ontology annotation, cellular component: mitochondrial inner membrane. The coding region runs from base 8 to 1117 and encodes 369 amino acids. The transcript has 2 exons. Gene Ontology annotation, biological process: mitochondrial respiratory chain complex IV assembly; protein insertion into mitochondrial inner membrane from matrix. Gene Ontology annotation, molecular function: membrane insertase activity. Lineage: Eukaryota; Fungi; Ascomycota; Dothideomycetes; Mytilinidiales; Mytilinidiaceae.
UUACUAGAUGCAUCCCUCUUUACCACAGUCCCUCCUUUCCGGUCCUUCGAAUAUUCGCCCCGUCACCUCAAUGCUCACGUGUCGAACUGCGGUGCGGCCAAGCUGCCAUUUGCUCAAAUCUCCCCAACAUCUCCUUCGCCGCCCCCGACAGCGAGCUUUCCAUCCAUCAUCACCUUGCCACGGCCCCCUCGUCGACCUCCUUACAAGCGACGCCCAUCUCCUUUACAAUGGCAUGCACUCUCUAGGCCUUCCCUGGGCUUGUGCAAUUCCAGCAAGUGCGCUGUUUGUGCGGGUCUUUAUCCUAAGCCCAAUUUCCUACUGGGCACUCAAAGCCAAACAGCGGAGAGCCGAUGUCCAGCCCCUCGCGUCAGCUGCGACAGCCAUAGCCCUCAGAAAUUUACAGACAGUAGCAGCUCGCCAAGAACGGAAAAACGUAACAAUCCUCUACGACCAGAUCCGUAAAUGGCAGCAAAACGUUGUCCAUGGCCAGCAAAAACGAUGGCGGAUUAGCUUAGGGUAUAGCUUUAUCCCAAUCAUCACCCAGCUUCCUGUUUUCUUGAUUAUGGCGGAAGCCCUUCGACAGAAGCUUGGAAUUGGCAAUGGUCUCCUUGGGAUGGUGACCAAUGGUAUAGCAAAUAUUUUGAGUGCCAUAGGAAAUGCUGUAAAUGGCACAAGAGACUCUCUAACGGGCGCGCCCAUAUCGACAGAGGACACUUCUGUAAUCCAGUCCGGGGAGAUAGCCACGAGCGUCGAAGUUAGCCAAUACCUGGAGCCCAGUCUCGCGGAUGGAGGCAUACUCUGGUUUCCAGACCUGACCGUCGCAGAUCCGCUGCACUGCCUGCCCUUCGUCAUAUCUGGUCUUACCUUUUACAACAUCUGGAGUGGUUCGCGAGAUGUGGAGUCAAGAAUGACCCGUCCUCUGUUAGUGCUUGCUGUUUGCAUGGGUCCAAUACUAUGGGACGCACCCGCUGCCCUGUUGCUCUACUGGAUAGGGAGCAAUGUUUCUGCUUCAGUCGCCAACAAGGCGUUGGAACGGAAGUGGCCUAUGAGAGUAGCCCCGAAGGCAUGCAAACGACCGCUAUGGAUACCACGUCGGAAGUUCAACCUGCACAAGUAGCUUGCCCGCCUUUUGCACCUACGCAUUCUACCGUCACGUACAGUACUUAGUCAAGAAGCUGUAAGCUCAAGUCACCACUGAUUGGAUACUUCCUCAAUAGGGGAUAUGAAACCGAAGCGCGGUAAAACGGAUGCCGCUGUAGGCUAGAUACACAAUUGAA